UUCCUAGAGAGCUCCCGGAAGUAGCUUGGGACAAGAUGCUUGCUGGCCGGUGCUGUGCCUCCGCACGUUUGGAAGUUAGGGGCUGGAGGGGCCUGGUCCGGUUACAGCUCUCGCCCCUUUUUCUACCAGCCCUUCCUCCAGGUCUGUUCACACUUUGCAGCGUCCCUUCCCCACCCGGGCCGCCGCUGGAACUCACGAAGUACCCUUAAAGAAAAGGCCCUCAGAAGGUUCUCUUAAGAAGAUAAAGAAAGUAGUGGAAACGAGUCUCCUGAGCUUUUCCGGCCCUAAAUGGCUGCAGAAUCAAGGAAGUCUUUAGCCCCAUCCCCACCAGACCAGGCUCCUGAAGAGGACCUUGUAAUUAUCAAGGUAGAGGAAGAUCAUGGUUGGGACCAGGAAUCAAGUCUACAUGAAAAUAACCCUCCUGGCCAAGAGCUGUUCCGCCUGCGUUUCAGGAAGUUAUGCUACCAAGAGACACUAGGACCCCGAGAAGCUCUGAUCCAACUCCGAGCACUUUGCCAUCAGUGGCUGAGGCCAGAUUUGAACACCAAGGAGCAGAUCCUGGAGCUGCUGGUGCUGGAGCAGUUCUUGACCAUCCUGCCUGAGGAGCUCCAGACUCUGGUUAAGGAACAUCAGCUAGAGAAUGGAGAGGAGGUGGUGACUCUACUGGAGGAUUUGGAAAGGCAAAUUGAUAUACUAGGACGGCCAGUCCCUGCUCGUGCACAUGGACAUAGGGUAUUCUGGGAGGAGGUCGUGCAUUCCAAAUCUGCACCAGAGCCUCCAGAUACUCAGCUCCAACCUGUGGCAACCCAGCACAAAUCUCCAGUGCUCCAAGGGCCACAAGACAGAGCCAUAUCUGCUUCACAGAGUCCUACCCCUUCCCAGAAAGGAAGUCCUCGAGACCAGGAGAUGACAGCUACACUUCUUACAGCAGGGUUCCAGACUUUGGAGAAGAUUGAAGACAUGGCUGUGUCCCUAAUUCGAGAGGAAUGGCUUCUUGAUUCAUCACAGAAGGAUCUGAGUAGAGAUAACAGGCCAGAGAAUUACAGAAACAUGUUCUCCCUGGGUGGUGAGACCAGGAAUGAGAACAGGGAAUUAGCUUCAAAACAGGUAAUAUCUACUGGAAUCCAACCACAUGGAGAGACAGCUGCCAAAUGCAACGGGGAUGUUAUCGGGGGUCUUGAGCAUGGAGAAGCCCAAGACCUUCUGGGCACAAUAGAGAGGCAGCGGGGAAAUCCCACCCAAGAGAGACGACAUAAAUGUGAUGAAUGUGGGAAGAGCUUUGCUCAGAGUUCAGGUCUUGUUCGCCACUGGAGAAUCCACACUGGGGAGAAACCCUAUCAGUGUAAUGUGUGUGGUAAAGCCUUCAGUUACAGGUCAGCCCUUCUUUCCCAUCAGGAUAUCCACAACAAAGUAAAACGCUACCACUGUAAGGAGUGUGGUAAAGCCUUCAGUCAAAACACAGGCCUGAUCCUGCACCAGAGAAUCCAUACUGGGGAGAAGCCGUAUCAGUGCAAUCAGUGUGGGAAGGCUUUCAGUCAGAGUGCGGGCCUUAUUCUGCACCAGAGAAUCCACAGUGGGGAGAGACCCUAUGAAUGUAAUGAGUGUGGGAAAGCUUUCAGUCAUAGCUCACACCUCAUCGGACAUCAGAGAAUCCACACUGGGGAGAAGCCCUAUGAGUGUGAUGAGUGUGGGAAAACCUUCAGGCGGAGCUCACAUCUUAUUGGCCAUCAGAGAAGCCACACUGGGGAGAAACCCUACAAAUGCAAUGAGUGUGGGAGGGCCUUCAGUCAAAAGUCAGGCCUUAUUGAACAUCAGAGAAUCCACACUGGAGAAAGACCCUAUAAAUGUAAAGAAUGUGGGAAAGCUUUCAAUGGGAACACUGGCCUCAUUCAGCAUCUGAGAAUUCACACAGGGGAGAAGCCCUAUCAAUGUAAUGAGUGUGGGAAAGCCUUUAUUCAGAGGUCAAGUCUCAUUCGACAUCAGAGAAUCCACAAAGAAAGAUGGUAUAAAUGCAGUGAGUGUGGAAAGAAGUUUGCCCAGAGCUCAAGCCUUGUUCGACAUCGGAGAGUCCACACCGGAGAGAAACCCUAUGAGUGUGAUCACUGUGGAAAAGCCUUCAAUGCACGCUCAACCCUCACUGUGCAUGAAAGAAUCCACACUGGUGAGAAACCCUAUACUUGUAAUGAGUGUAGGAAAGCAUUCAGUGUGAGGGCGCACCUGAUUAUACAUCAGAGAAUCCACAAUGGAGAGAAACCCUAUGAAUGUAAUGAAUGUGGCAGAGCAUUUAGUGUGAGCUCAGACCUCAUCAAACAUCAGAGAAUCCACUCUGGUGAGAAACCUUAUGAGUGUGAUGAGUGUGGGAAAGCCUUCAGCGUGAGCUCAGACCUCAUCAAACAUCAGAGAAUCCACACAGGAGAAAAACCGUAUGAGUGUAAGGAGUGUGGGAAGGCCUUCUAUGUGAACUCAGCCCUUAUUAAUCACCAGAGGAUUCAUUCUGGAGAAAAGCCCUAUAAGUGUGGAGAAUGCAGGAAAGCAUUCAGCCAGAUCUCAACUCUUAUUCUUCAUCAGAGAAUCCAUACUGGAGAGAAACCAUACGAGUGUGACAAGUGUGGGAAAGCAUUCCGUGGGAGCUCUAAUCUUACUAAACACCAGAAAAUACAUGCCAAAGGAAAGUGUCAUCAAUGUAAGACAAGUGAAUCCUAUCCUGAGCCAUUGCACUCUAAGAUGUCCACCAAGUUGAGAGAACAUGCAGCCUUGACUCCUGUGGUGCACACUCGAGAGGAGCAGGAGGGACUGAGAAUCGUGAAGGUAGAGGAAGAGGAGAACCAUGCUUGGGAGCAGAAGCCUCGCCAACUAGGGAAUGUGCACCCUUAUCAGGAACUUUUCCGCCAGUGCUUCAGGCAGUUCCAUUACCAGGCGGCCCCUGGACCUCGAGAGGCUCUGAGCCAGCUCCGGGAGCUCUGCCAAAAGUGGCUGCGGCCUGAGAUGCACAGCAAGGAGCAGAUCCUGGAGCUGCUGGUGCUGGAGCAGUUCCUGACCAUCCUGCCCAAGGAGUUGCAGGCCAGGGUAUGGGCGUAUCAUCCAAGGAGUGGAGAAGAAGUGGUGACUGUGCUGGAAAAUCUGGAGACAGAACUUGGAGACAAAGGACAACAGGUCCAAGCCAGUGCACGUUACAAACAAGAAGUGCUGUGGAAGGAAGUAGGAAGUGUAAGCCUUACAAAUCAGUCACUUAACAUCCAGCUGAAGUGUGAUCCUUGGGAGCAUUUUCCUCUUCAAGAGAAUGCAGGAGCUGAGACCAGGAAUAUGACUGGUGAAUUUGCUCCAAAGCAGAUUUCUGCAGAAAGGAAUUCAUUGGUUGCUUUCCAGGAUGCAAAGUGUGGAGAAACUUUUCAAUAUAGGGGUAAAUCAGAACAGCAAAAGGUCAACCCCAUGAGAGUAAAACGACACAAAUGUAAGGAGUGUGGAAAGGCCUUUGCUCAGAGCUCAGGGCUUGUUCGACAUUGGAGAAUUCACACUGGAGAGAAACCUUAUAAAUGCAAUCAAUGUGGAAAAGCCGUCAGUUAUAAAUCAGCCCUUCUUUCACACCAGGAAAUUCAUAAUAAAAUAAAACGCUAUCAGUGUAAUGAAUGUGGGAAAGCCUUCAGUCAAAACACAGGCCUGGUUCUUCAUCAGAGGAUCCAUACUGGGAAAAGACCUUAUGGAUGUAAAGAGUGUGGUAAAUCCUUUAGUCAAAGUUCACACCUUAUUGGACAUCUGAGGAUCCAUACUGGAGAGAAACCCUUCAAAUGUAAUGAGUGCGAGAGGGCCUUCACUCAGAGGUCAGGACUCAUGGAACAUCAGAGAAGUCACACUGGAGAGAAACCGUAUAUGUGUAAGGAAUGUGGGAAAGCUUUCCGAGGGAGCACCAGCCUUACUCAGCACCUGAGGAUCCACACUGGGGAGAAGCCCUAUCAGUGUGAGGAAUGUGGACGAGCCUUCAUUCAGAGGUCAAGCCUUGUUCGUCAUCAGAGGAUCCACAGAGGGCAGAAGUCUGUUUCUGUAUCCUAAUUGUAAGGAGGCCUUUAAUCAUAAAUCAGGCCUUACUGAACACUUUAGAAAGCUAUGCUGAAUACAGACCCAAUCACUGUGUAAUAAAUUCAAGAAAUUAGGGAUGUGGUGUCUCCAUUGUUAUUCUAAGUAGUCAAACUAGAAGAGAUUCUGAUAUCACCCAACAGAUUGAAAGAAGCUGGUAGCUUGUCACUGGAGCAGACCAUUCACAUUUUGGCCUGAGUCUGUUGUGGAUGCUGCUAUUUCUUUCUCCCAUUCUUUUGGUCCUUCUCCUUUGUGGUCCUUCAGCACUUUUGCUCCUUGAAGUCACUACCAUCACAUACCCUGAAUAACCUGAUGAUACAGUGGCUCUCAGAUUUUGAACAGAAGACCACUGAGACUGUUAGUGUGCAUACUAUGCAAAGGAGAACUUAGCAGGAUGAACAGGGAAAGUGAUGCUGUUGUUAACGUUAUAUAAAUGAGGGGUAAGCUAGGUAAGUUACACUUAAAAGUGACUACUCAACGACACAGCUUGCUGUUUUCUUUGCCUUCUCUUCACCCUGUUGGUGAGGGAGGAAGUCCUACCCUAAGAUUUGGAAGAUGGCCAAGCACAUGACACCCAACAGUGGACAGAUGGGAUUGAUAGCACUUAAUUAGCUGCUUAUACUCAUAGCCUAGGGGAGGAGGGCCACUUGGGAGCAGAGUGAACAAAUAGGAGCUUUGGGAUACAGGCUUUGUAGUAAUAAGAUGGGGUGAUGUCUGGUUUCCUUGGGAGGAUGUGAUUGACUUGUUUGAAUAAUUUCAUGGGCAGGCAAGGAGGUGAGACCCAGUAGGUUGAGGAGUGUAGCUAGUCCAGCUGAUGGGGAACAAGCCAAGUGCGGUCACUUCCUGCUGGGUGGGAGGCAUAUAUAGCAAGAGCAGAGGAACCGAUGGUUAGGCUUUUGGGUCCCUGUGAGGCUCAAAGAUGUCAAGGCAGCACAGGAAGUUUUAGGCCUUGCUGCUCACUUUGUCAACUUAGAAAAAAGACAUAGUUUUUAGGAAAGAGUUAUAAUGUAUAUCUGUGCCCUCAAGAGUGCUGUUUAUUCAUAUGUACUCUUUUUUUUUUUUCUUUUUCUUUUUGAAUCUCAGUGAUACACAUUCCUCCUCCAGUUUAUCUCUAGGAAAAAAUCCCAGAAAUACCAUUGACCAUCCAGCAUGCCAGUUGGACUUGAUCCCAUAUUGGUGGUGGGAUUGAAGAGACAUCAGGUAGCAGAGUCUAUAAUGCUUCUACAUCUUUCUGACUUUCUUAUGCUAAAAACCAGUAGAGAUCUCAAGCUCAGCUCCCUCACUGUCCACUGUUAUCAUCUGGAUACCUAUGUCUUCAUUAUGCUUUAGUUUAUCUUUUCAACCUUUGGAAUAGACAGUCUGAAAAGCACUGAUGUUGUCUUCUACUCUGACUUUGAAUGAAAUAUACUUUUCACUAUUAGGACUAGAGACACUAGAAAGUUUAUAAGGUAGAAAGUGUAUAAAAGUGGGGUAUUUCACUAUAUUCAUAUUUUUAUAGGGACGGUAUAAAUAAAUACCAACCAAGAAAACUCUGGAGGUGCUAAUUGUUCAUCCUUAGUGCCAUCACUUACUUUGUUUUGCCUUGUUUCAAGGCUCAGGUAGGAAAUACCUGAGAGGUUGACAUAUACAGGUCAGAGGGAAAUACCUAUGACAAAAAUAAAAGAGAAGUGGAUAGAACAUUAAAUCUCCCUGAAGUGAGACACCCUGAAAUUUAAAAUGCAGACUUGCACAGAAUACUUGCACAUUUGAGGAAUUUUCAACCAAGUGGAUGAAUUCUCCUGUGAAAUGUGCUGAUGAACUGAGCUUUUCUGGCAGUGGGAACUAUGCCAGAGAUGAAAACUGGCAUCCUAAGGAUCAGAUACAUUUGGCAGACAUUUGUGUAGCUCAUUCAUUGUUUUUAGGAAUUGAAUUAGCUGUCAGCUUAAAAAAAUUUAGAAAUUUUAUGUAGAAAUGGGAUUUCCAUAUUAUUUUGAAAAAAAUAAAAUCUGGCAUCACUGGGCCAGACCUCUUACCUUCCAGUUCUUUCCAUGCCCCACCCUCCAGCUUCAUUAUGUGUCUGAGCCCUGGAGACAUUUGAAUUUGCUUAUCUGGAGAAUGACUACUUCAGAGGAGAGUUUUAUUUCAUAGCAGAGUAAACUAAAUAGAAACAAGGUGAAGUCAUCCUUGACUUUCUGAUAGGUUGUUUGCAAAAAAUGGAAAACCAUAAAUUGAGAAAUUUGAAAAGUAGGAUACAGGUUUCCCCUGCUACCUGAAAGUGAAGCAUUCCUAUGAAACUUUUUGUAAGCCGAAAUGGCAUAAAGCAAAGAGGCAUUUACCUUAGGACACAUUUUGCUAACGAAUGCACAAAAUCGAGAUAAAGCACAGAUGCUCACAGACACAGUUCAAAGCUAUAGUGGCUUAAUGCUGAGAUGCUGAGUGUAGUUCCCAGGGAAGGAGCUUGGUGGUGCCACUCUUGCUGCUUGAUUUGCGCGAUACCUCUCUAGAAGGCUGGCUGCAAAACAAAUGUUGAACGCUAUUUUCGCUUUUCACCUUUUUUGGCAAACAAAAUCCUCUUCGGCUUUCUUUCAGUUAGUGAAAACAGGUACUAAUGUAGGUCUUUAUUUGUAAAGGCGAAGAGGCGUAAAGCAAAUAUUCAAAA
Messenger RNA from Balaenoptera acutorostrata (minke whale), 6709 nucleotides. Its product is annotated as zinc finger protein with KRAB and SCAN domains 7-like. The record is from RefSeq and is a predicted model, not a curated record. Gene Ontology annotation, molecular function: RNA polymerase II cis-regulatory region sequence-specific DNA binding; DNA-binding transcription factor activity, RNA polymerase II-specific. NCBI's taxonomy places the organism in Eukaryota, Metazoa, Chordata, Mammalia, Artiodactyla, Balaenopteridae. Gene Ontology annotation, cellular component: nucleus. Bases 289 to 4047 code for a protein of 1252 amino acids. Gene Ontology annotation, biological process: regulation of transcription by RNA polymerase II; central nervous system development. The transcript has 10 exons.